UUCCUUACCUCCAACUAGUGUAUUGCUUACACUUCCAACUCGAAGCACGAAAUUAUUUUUAAUGGCGAUUUCUAUCAAAGAAUUUAUUGAGAAACUGGUAAGCAGCAGUAAGACCAUUAGUAGUUCUUUCCUCGCUUCUUUGGAGGCGACUUGUAUUGCGGAAAACCGUUGGUCGCGAUACUUCAUAAUAUGCGCGGUUUUGCAAGCGAUAUGUGUUUGCACAAUCCAAUAUUUAAUAUUGGAGGCUAACGAUGCCGAUACAAGAUCAAUUGCCGCGUUAAACACGGAAAUUUUAGAACGCAUUAUAAUGUCCAGUAGCGAUGUCGGAAAUAAUUUCACCAAUUUGGAUCCGAUGAAAACUAUCGUGGAACGAGGUGAACGACUAGUUAUUGAAAAUGCGUUCAUUAUAUCGUUUGACGUGUUCUUGUGUAUACUUUGCUUUGAUGUUGUAUAUCAUUGUGAUCAUAUCGAAUUAGUAACUGUACUCCUCAUUAAUUUUUUAAUGGCUGGAUACGCGGUAACCGAAAUCAUCGAAAACAAUAUUUUUAUCUCAAGGGUAAUGUCAGCUGCGGCGGAUUACAAUAUCUACACCCAAAUAGGCUUUAAAACAAGAGAAUAUAGUAUAGCACACGUCUCGAUCUUGGUGUUCUUUGUGUCCGUGUUUACUUAUUUCGGGUACAAACUGUAUAGAGAGUUUGAGUGGCAUGGGUUUCAUCAAACUGGCGCGGAUUCAAAAUUUCAAGUAAUGUAUAGGAACUAUUCGGUGUUUAAUCUGUUGGUUAAAUUGGACUUCUUUUUUGUUUGGGGAUUCGGGAUUUUCUAUACUUAUGAAAGUUACUUGAACUGGGAUAAAUUGGAGGACGCGAAUCCGACUGCGACCACUAUCUACUUAACUGUGUUGGUGGUUCUGUUUCCGAUAAUCGCUACUCUGGGAUUUCUUGCGGUACAAAAAGAAAACAUAUUGCUAAUGUCUAUAUUCUUAGUGUAUUUCUCUGUUGUACCUGUUGUUUUCAUUCUUGGGAUGAUACAGACUCCGAUUAAACCGUGGGCACAGUUCAAUAAUCAGAUUUUCACAUGUGGACUCAUGAUUUUGGCCACAUUCAUAUACGGCAUUCUCGUGUUUCGAGCAUUCAAAAAAGGAUUCGGACAACAAUUGUCAAUGACAAUAAGAAGCUACGCUUCAAGUUCAAUAUCGCGUCGAGAUACACCACGAUUCACAUUCGAAGACGGUUCAGAUGACGAGAAUGGACACGAUCAUCGUCGUGGAAUAGGAGAAAUAGAGAAGACGAGACGUGUUAGACAAAAACGAUCUCGUCGAAUCAAUAAAAUUGAUUUGGAUUUGAGCGGUAGUAUAAAGAAUAAUGUCAACAACAAUAAUGAUAAUAGUAAACGUAUUAAUAGUGUCUUGGACCUAGAAAAAGGAUAUCAACCUAAUAAAAUAGAAAAAAGCCAUGAACCUAUUACAACGAGAAGGACACAAAUUAUUUCUUUAUCAAGAUCACAAACCCCUCUUCGAAGAGAAGAGGAAGACGAAAUAACAUUGACAACACCACAAACUUCUGCUAAUUCGAUACAAGAACAAGGAGAACCACCAAAAAAAGAUAGCUCAGAGACAAUCGUUGAACGCAUGCAAUGGGAAAGGAAACAAGUACCUCUAGUCGAUGUAAAUACAAAAGAAUUCCAAGCAAAUGCAUCGUCAAGCGGUUCACAAGCUCACUCUUCUCGAUCCACUCUUUCUUCAACAGAACAACAACAAAGAAUACAAGAAAUCCAGAAUUUAGACACGAGAUCAUUUAUGCGUUAUCUGCUCGAGGAAAUUCAAGGGGGGUUAGUCAAGGGUGAGCUUAACUCGCAACCAUUAUCCAUUAUCAAUGCUUUGGGAGACAUUACUAAGGCGUUAUCCGAUUCACUUGAACAGGAGAAACAUAAAGUGAAGGAAGUCCCUAUUUCUGGAAUCAACAAUGGCAAUGAAAAUAUUGAUUCAAGAGAAGCAUUCACGCAUCCUAGAACUUAUGAGUUCUCAAAAAGAAAAGUUCGCCAUGCACAUCGAGGACGAUAUUUCAACGUUACCAAAAAAGCAGCUAAAAAACUUUCAGAACGAAUGAAACAAUGGGAAGGAUGCGAAGGGUCACUUCAAUUUUAUGAGUAA
Ambispora leptoticha is the source of this 2149-nucleotide messenger RNA. Lineage: Eukaryota; Fungi; Glomeromycota; Glomeromycetes; Archaeosporales; Ambisporaceae. The record is from the annotation of a GenBank genome assembly.